Cordyceps fumosorosea ARSEF 2679 is the source of this 3687-nucleotide messenger RNA. Its product is annotated as DUF455 domain protein. The coding region runs from base 1 to 3687 and encodes 1228 amino acids. NCBI's taxonomy places the organism in Eukaryota, Fungi, Ascomycota, Sordariomycetes, Hypocreales, Cordycipitaceae. The record is from RefSeq and is a predicted model, not a curated record. Gene Ontology annotation, molecular function: poly(A) RNA polymerase activity; RNA binding. The transcript has 3 exons. Gene Ontology annotation, cellular component: nucleus.
AUGGCGCUCACCCCAGACCCAACCUCGCAAUCAAGAUUCCGCGCACCAUCACACGACACUGCGCUGUGCAUAAUCCCUCCUCAAAGCCUCUGGCCCGCCAUCAACCGGCUGCGCAGUCUCAACGACAAGGCGUAUGCGAAAUGGCCUCCCCAUAUCAACCUCGUCUAUCCCUUUGUGCAUCCGGAGCUUGUCGCCGACGCCGCCGACACUCUCCUCCAGCUCGACCUGUCCAGCCACCUGCCGUCCAAGGUUUCCAUCACACACGCGGAUGCCUUCGUCCACGACAAGUACAACACUCUGUACCUGAAGCCCGACGCCGCCGCCGCCGCCGACCUGAGGAAGCUCGUUAAUCAUGUGCGCUCUGCGCUUGGUUGGAAAGCACAGGGCGGCUAUACUCCUCAUUUAACUGUUGGUCAGACCGAGGAUGCAGAUUCAGAUACACACAAGUUUCUCCUUCACAAAGCCCGUCUGCUGACGCCGAUCUCGUGGGAGGGGGCCCAUCUCGCCAUUAUGGUGCGGGAUACUACCCCCGGUCCUGCGGAUGGCCUUCGAAGAAUGAAGCUCUGGAGGCUACUCGACGUCGAGUCAAAACGCCUGGUCGAGCGUACUCUUCCUCAAGAUGAGGUCUUGGUGGUCGAUAAGAGUGAUCACUCGCAAACUGUCAAGGCAUACCCUCAGCCUACCUACCGCUUCAAUCCAGAAUCAGAAGACUGGGAGGCUUUGGACACCUCAUAUUUAGCGCCGAGUUCGGAUGUUACGACAGACCUCAUCGUUGCUUCCUACAAUGUUCUCUCCGAGUUUUCAUGGCCGCCGGAUCGGUCGAGAAACUCGGCUCUUAUUCAAAACAUCCUGUCCCGGCGUGCCGAGGCCGACAUCCUCGUCCUUGAGGAAGUCUCGGACCACUUCCUCCCGGACCUCCUCAAGGAUCACCACGUUUGCGCCAAGUAUCCCUACAGCACCCACGGCCCGCCCGACCAACCUGAGAUCGGCCCUCUUCCUAGCCUUCUCAACAUUGCUAUCCUGAGCAGGUUUCCCUUUUCGUGGGAGUAUCUCCCUCUUCAGCGCCGGCACAAGGGCGCUGCCGUCGCGACCUUUCCCGGCGUCUCGUUUCACGAUCCUCUAACCGACUCCCGCACUAAACCGCUAGUGGUUGCUGGCUGCCACUUGAGCCAGGGCCUGACAGACGGCGCCCUCUCGUCCAAGAAGGUCGAGGUCCUGCGCCUCCAGCGACAUCUCUCCGAGCGGUACGGCACGCACCCGUGCGUGAUCGCCGGCGACUUCAACGUGACGACCUCCUCGUACGCCAUCGACAUGGCGCAGUCCCUCUCCACCAACGGCAGACAGUGCCUGAGCGACAUCCAAGACUUGCUGGCCAAUGCCGAGUUCCACGACGUCUGGCUGGCAACCAAGAUCUCGGCCGGCGAGUCGUCCGAGCUGGCCCUGGCCAACGAGGCCGUCAUGCACGUCUACGAGGGCGAGCAGGGCGCCACCUUCAACCCGCUCGAGAACAAGCUCGCCGCGAAGCUCGUAGGCGGCGGCGCCGACAAGCGACCUCAGCGCUACGACCGCAUUCUCUUCACCGCGCAGCUGCCCCUGCGCCCUGUCGCCUUCAACAUGUUCGGCAAGGACCUGCUGACGCAGCUGGCCGACGACAGCCGGGUCCAUGCCAGCGACCACUGGGGCAUCCGCUGUCUCUUUAGCCAGGGCGCUCACCCUGGCGUCUCUCCCAGCGGUAUAUUUGGCCGCGUGAAGCCCAUCGAGCUGACCGAGGCCGCGCCGUCCCUGGGCCGGCUCGAGGAUGUGAAGCAGACGUUGCUGUCUCAUGGCUGCCUGCCCACCGAAGACGACGAAUCUCGGAGAAGACAAGCAAUAUCCCUUUUGGAAGGUGUCUUGUCGGGCAACGAUCAAGACAAGCCGGACCAAGAGGGACGCACACCUGUUGGCCUCGUCCUUGUCCCGGUAGGAUCAUUUGGGCUUGGUGUUUGGAUGAGCUCCUCUGACGUCGACUGCCUCUGCAUCGGAACCAUCAGCUCCAGAGUAUUCUUCCGCGUAGCUCUGCAGCGUCUGAAGAAGGCUGCUGAUCCAAGGAUCUGUGUGUUGCGAAAGGUAUUGGCCAGCACUGGCACGAGCCUGGAGCUUCAGAUCCUAGACAUUACCUUUGAUCUCCAUUACUGUGCUGCUACUUCCAUCGUGGAAAGAUUCCCAGGCGUUAUGAAUUUGCCCCCUACCCAUCCGCAAUUCGCGCUUCCAGUGCAAACCUUGGCCAAGCUGAAGCCGGCCCGGGACAUGUACUAUCUAUUGCGCUCCAUCCCCGACCUCGCCAAGUUCCGGGUUGCGUUCCUUCUGAUCAAGGCUUGGGCUAAGUCGCGAGGCAUCUACGGCGCGCGUUUCGGUCUCCUGGGCGGCAUCCACAUCACCGUCCUUCUCACUCCCAUCUGCAAGCAGCUAGCCACACUGUCCAAGACGGUAUCCACGACGGACAUCAUCACGACAUUCUUCCGUCACUACGCCGACUUCGACUGGGAGAUGCAGGUCGUGCUGGAUCCGUUCUUUCACAAAGAGCUGCGCUAUCACCGCACCUCCCGAGAGCCCUUCUGUCUCUUGGGAUGGCAUGCGCCGGCCCUCAACACCGCCAUGGCCGCGUCGGUGCCGACUGUCAAGACGAUAGCGUCUGAGCUUUGCAAGGCAAACUCUCUUCUAUCUCAAGCGGGGGCGAGCUGGGAUGACUUCCUCGGCCCAACCGGCGCUACAGCCUCUGGAGUUCAGGACUUUCUCCAGGGCUUCAAGAGCUACGUCCAAAUUGAUGCUCGAUAUUGGGGAGCCUCACCCUCCGGCGGCCGCAAGUUCCUGGGUUGGCUGGAGUCACGUUGCGUUGCCGUUCUAGUUGAUAUGAACAGAAAAGCGCCGGCCCUCCUACCACGUAUGUGGCCUGGGCGAUUCGUCGACGCUCCUAUGGAGGAUUCGGCGACGGGCUCAGAGUACCAGGGAUCUUAUCUGAUCGGCCUAGCCUGGGACAGUGUUGAGAGCGAUCGCGCCAAGGACGAUGCUAAGGCUACCAAGGUUGCCCUCGACAGCCUCCUGCGUGACUUCGAGACCAAGAUACGUAGCGACACACGAUACUACGACGCCUCUUCGUGCUGGAUGGCCGCCAGUGUCGUCAACGCCGGCGACGUUGCCUCGGCCGUUCUCGACCCCGGUUACCUAGACGGCCUUGAUGCCAACUUCGACGACUUCGAAGACGAGGACGAUAGCGACGAGGAGGAGGACGACGGCGACGGCGAAGAUGAAGAAGGCCAGCCCGGUUACGAAGAGCCAACCACCAGCUCCUCCUCGCGCGCCGCCGCCAAGCGCUCCGCCGGCGGACCUGUCAAGCUCAACGUGCCGACCGACGCCAAGCCCGAGGGCAUGGGCCGGUUCCGGCCGGCAUCGGACGUGCUCCACCGGCUGCGCUGGGACCGCGCGCUGGACGCGGCCGACUUCAUCGUCGGCUUCGAGGACCGGUUCGCGGGCGCGCAGGAGAAGCCGCUCGCGCAGUGGAAGACGGAGCAGACGGACGAGGAGUUCAUCCCGCAGCACCGCAUCCUCUACUUUAAGCGCCGCAGCGACGGGCGCGUCGUCUGGGAGCGCAGGACGCGCGUGGACAGGGUCUUUGGCAGCGGCGUGGUGCCGGCCGAUGACGUGCUGUGA